AUAAUUAAAUAAAAACAACUUCAUCUCGCCAUUCAAAGAUAGUAGAAUCUCUUAAAAAAUUAAAACAAAAUCUAUAGUAUAUCACAUUUGCUCGUUUAUUUUGCUUAAUUAUCUUUAUUAUUUCUUCUGUCCAUAUUGAAAAAACGAAAAUUAGUAGUAUUGCAUCUCCUCCCCUCGCCAUUCUCUCAUUUGAGUCAUUUCCAUUGCUGCGUCAAAUCGGUCGCUCAGAAACCGCAAGCGGAAACCCUAGUCCCCAAUUCCAAUAUCACAAGCGAUGAGAUGAGAUGAAAUCAUUGUUCUUCGUAUUUCUUCUAUUGAUCUCCAUGAAUUAUCACCAUGAAACCUCCUUGGAGAGAUGUUUUUUGUCCGUUAUAAACCUGUGCAAGUAUUGUUGAUUGGGAAUUAUGGACGUUGCUGAGGUUGAAGAAAGUCUUUUUGUGGCCAACGAUGCCAAGUUACAUGGAGAGAUGUGUAAAAUACUUUCUUCAGUUCUUUGUAAAGUGUUGGGAAUUUUUCCACUCUUAGAAGCUGCACGACCAAGGAGCAAGUCGGGUAUACAGGCAUUAUGUUCACUUCAUAUAGCACUUGAGAAGGCCAAGAAUCUUCUUAGUCAUUGUUCAGAUAGUAGUAAACUAUACUUGGCUAUAACUGGUGAUUCUGUUCUUGUAAAAUUUGAGAAAGCAAGGUGUUCCCUUGAGGAUAGUCUUAGGCGUGUUGAAGACAUUGUUCCACAAGCAAUUGGUUGUCAGAUUUCAGAGAUUGUAACUGAACUUCGGGGGACGGUGUUUUCACUUGAUGCAUCAGAGAAGCAAGUUGGUGAUGAAGUGAUUGCCUUACUCCAGCAGGAAAGAAAAUUUAACAGCAAUUACAAUGACAAUAAUGAGCUUGAAACCUUUCACCAAGCUGCCUCAAAGCUUGGAAUUACUUCUUCAAGAGCAGCUCUGACAGAGAGAAGAGCUCUGAAGAAGCUGAUUGAAAGAGCUCGUGCCGAGGAAGACAGGCGGAAGGAAUCCAUUGUGGCUUACCUUUUACACCUCAUGAGGAAAUAUUCAAAGUUAUUCAGAAGUGAAUUCUCAGAUGACAAUGAUUCACAAGGAUCAGCACCUUGCUCUCCAACUGUCCAGGGUUCCUUUGAGGAUGGUAGUGGACAUGGAGGGAAUAGUCAUGCCUUUGAUCGACAGCUCUCUAAAUUGAGUUCUUUCAGUUUCAAGACAAAUGGUCGGAAGUCUGGGCAAAUGCCUGUACCUCCCGAGGAGUUGAGAUGUCCAAUUUCAUUGCAGCUCAUGUAUGAUCCAGUCAUAAUCGCAUCUGGACAGACCUAUGAGAGGAUCUGCAUUGAGAAAUGGUUCAGUGAUGGACAUAGCACCUGCCCAAAGACUCAGCAGCAGCUCUCUCAUCUUUGUCUAACACCAAAUUACUGUGUCAAGGGUCUUGUUACUAGUUGGUGUGAACACAAUGGAGUCCCUAUUCCUGAUGGGCCUCCAGAAUCUCUUGAUUUAAACUACUGGAGGCUUGCAUUAUCUGAGUGUGAAUCAACUAAUUCUAGAUCCAUGGAGAGUGUUGACUCCUGUAAGUUGAAGGGAAUCAAGGUAGUGCCUGUUGAGGAGAAUGGGAUUGUUGAGGAAAGAAAUGAGAUUGAAAAUAUUCCUGGCCUGGAAGAAAACUCGGAACUGGACCUAUUUCAGAUGUAUGAAAACUUCUUGACUGUCUUGUAUGAAGGAAAUAACCUAAGGAGGCAAUGCAAAGUAGUGGAACAGAUACGACACUUGCUGAAGGAUGAUGAAGAGGCCAGAAUAUUUAUGGGGGCCAAUGGGUUUGUUGAGGCCCUUGUUCGGUUUUUGGGGUUGGCUGUUCAUGAGCGUAAUGAGAAAGCUGUGGAAACUGGAGUUAUGGCACUUUUCAACCUUGCUGUUAACAAUAACAGGAACAAGGAAAUGAUGUUAUCUGCAGGAGUAAUUCCACUGUUGGAGGAAAUGAUCCUUAUGUCCAAAUCUGAUGAACCAGCAACGGCUCUCUAUCUGAACCUCUCUUGCCUGGAGGAAGCCAAGACAAUUAUUGGUUCAAGCCAAGCUGUUCCCUUCUUAGUUGGCCUCCUACAAGCUGAUUCUGAACCCCAAUGCAAGCUAGAUGCCCUCCAUGCCCUCUACAACCUCUCCACUCACCUCUCAAAUAUCCCCUUUCUCCUCUCAGCUGGCAUCCUCGAAGGGCUUCAGAAUCUCCUCACAGAUCCCACUGACCAUGCAUGGACUGAAAAAUCCAUUGCUAUACUUACAAAUCUAGCAUCAAAUAGAUCAGCAAAGAAGGAAAUUAUAUCAACGUCAGGUCUUAUCAGUGGGCUUGCGGCCAUUUUGGACAUGGGUGAGCCCAUUGAGCAGGAGCAAGCCGUUUCAUGCCUUCUAAUUUUAUGUAAUGGAAGUGAGAAAUGUAGUGAACUAGUUCUUCGAGAAGGGGUGAUACCUGCAUUAGUGUCGAUAUCAACGAAUGGAACUGCUAGAGGGAAAGAAAAGUCACAGAAGCUGCUAAUGCUCUUCCGGGAGCAGCGACAGAGAGAAGCAUCACCUGUUCAGACACAGCCGCAGCCUGAUGGUAAUGGUGUAACCCCGCCUGCUCCAGAGUCAAAGCCACUAUAUAAAUCAACAUCGAAGAGGAUGGGGAGGGCUUUGUCGUCCAUAUGGAAGAACAAGAGCUUUUCGAUCUACCAGUGCUAAAACUCUUGUUAUGUUUCGGCCAGCCAUGUAUAUUUCUGUUGUAUCUCUUUCUCCUUUCAUUCUUCCUUCUCUUUCCUUUGUCUUUUUUCUGUUAUCCCACGGGCAUUAUUUAUUUCUUUGCCUGCAAAGAAAGAAGGAAAAAAAAUGUACAGGCCAAUCUUUGAAGUUUUGUUUUACUUUUCAUUAGGUACUUGUACGAUGUCGUAACUUUUUGAUCCUUGCGUCAGCUGAAUACAUCGUAGCUUUAGCAAUGCAUGUUUGUCGAGCA
Nelumbo nucifera (sacred lotus) is the source of this 2976-nucleotide messenger RNA. Its product is annotated as U-box domain-containing protein 45-like. Gene Ontology annotation, molecular function: protein binding; ubiquitin-protein transferase activity. The record is from RefSeq and is a predicted model, not a curated record. Lineage: Eukaryota; Viridiplantae; Streptophyta; Magnoliopsida; Proteales; Nelumbonaceae. Gene Ontology annotation, biological process: protein ubiquitination.